Diatraea saccharalis (sugarcane borer) is the source of this 1673-nucleotide messenger RNA. The record is from the annotation of a GenBank genome assembly. Lineage: Eukaryota; Metazoa; Arthropoda; Insecta; Lepidoptera; Crambidae.
CGAUAAUGAGAUAUCGAUAUCAUUGUUUCUACGUCGAUAUCGAUAUUCUUGGUCAUCGAUAUUUUCCAAUAUAUCGUACAUCCCUAGUUAAAUUGCUUUGCUUUAUUUAUUUUAAAUCAUAAUACUUUGUAUAUAGAAUUAAAAAUCAUAAAAAUUUUCGAAUUUACCAAAAUUGCCAACUUGCCAAGUGUUCAAUUCAAUUCCCAACAAUUCCCAAAUACUUUAACAUUCUAGUACCUUAUUGAUAAAAUUAUUUGUUGAUAAAAAUUCAAUUUAAAAUUAAAAUCUUAACCUGAACAAUUCCAACCAAAUUGAAGUUUUUCUGAUUUUAAUAAGAAUUAGAAUGUCCUUCCCUCGGACAACUAUUGUGGUUUUGUUAACUUUUUUAGCUAUUACUAGUAUUUUUUGUGAAAAUAAAUACUCUAAGGAUGCCAAUGUAAAGAAAAGUAAAGGUGUUGAUUUUAGAACUUUAGAAAAGCCCUUCAGGAUGAAUAAACUAAAUCUUCUAUGGUUAAAAGCUCAACAGAGAUUAUCUGAACCUAAACUUAAAUCAUUGUACAGUGAUUUGAUGCUACAAGAUAAAGAAGAACUUACAUUUAAGAGAUUCAAAAGUGAAGGCGGUGACAAAGAGGGUUUAAAAGAAGCCGAGCUGAGACGUAAACUCUCAAAUAUUAUGGCAGCGUAUGGGCUUCGUGAACAUUUUGGGGUUACUGGUGCACGUCAAAAAGAGCAUGAGGCUUCUAAUUCAGUAAUAGAUGACCACAUAAAUAAAAGCUUGUUCAAAGAUAAGAAGUUGAAUCUUUUAUGGUCAAAAGCUGAGGCAUCAGGUUUCACUAGUGCAGAAUUGGCAGCGCUAAAAGAAGAGUUCAAUCAUCACCAGGAUAAGAUUGAUCAGUACUAUGAUUUACUAAAAGAUGUAGAAAGUGGUCCAAAGGAUGGCUAUAAAAAUGUUGUAGAUGAAGAAGAAAUAGACAAAUACAAUGAAAUCAACAACCCUUUAGAGACCAAUGAGAUAAACAAAGAGUUCAUAGAUAAAGCAAACUUGGUGAGAGAGAAGCACCGAGGACUAAGGGAUGGAUAUGACAGGUUACAGAGAAUCACUGCUAAAGGUCCAAACAAUAAAGAGUUCAUUGAACCCAAAGUUCAAGGUCUAUGGAGAAUGGCUGUGGCGUCAAAUUUUACUGUUGAUGAACUUGCAUCCUUAAAGGUCGAGCUGCAGCAUUAUGAACAGCGUCUUUUGAAACUACGUCAUCUACAAGCAGAUCACGUAAGCAAUGUAGAGAAACAUCAUAGCAAGGUGGCAGCUACUGGUGACAAAAUGGACCAUUUCGAUCACGAACAACAAAUGAUUAAGAAGCACGCGCGUAAAGUAGAGAAGAUGCAUGCCGACAUUGAAAACAGAAUACUCGAGCGGCAUUCAGAACUCUAGGAUUUACCUGAAAAUAGUGUACCUUCGUAAUUAUUAAUGUUAAUAUUAAGUGUUAUAUGUGGAUCUACAAAUGGCUGAAAUAGAAAACAAUGUCUCGAGUGUGUUCCGUGCAGGUUUUGUCUACAAGUCUCAAGUUUACUAGUGAGCUAAUCAUUUGCACGGUUUGCUUGAAUUUAAAUUGUUACUAUAAAACUACAUAAAUUUUCAGAACUCGUAAAAAAUAUUUACUGCUGAAUAAAGAAUU